AUGUCAUUCCUUCAGAAUUUUCAUCUAAGUCCAGGACAGACAAUUCGUUCCACUAGAGGAUUCAAGUGGAAUACGGCCAAGCAAAAAGAUUAUAGUCAAUUUAGCAGUGGUCCAACUACAGGUACAAUUGUAGGAGCACAAACAUUAUCAUCCCCCAAUGGUGGUCAAGGAAGUGCAAAUUCUUUAUUCACAACGCCAAAGAAGUCAGCGGUUUCUCAUCCGCUAACAGAUUUCAACUAUACACCGUCCCACCAGAUUCCAUAUGUGGUUCAAACUCCAGGAACGAUCGUAACGUCCCAUAAAGAUAUCAAACAAAUUGUUGAAACAACAUUAGGCUCAGAAGGUGUACUAAACCAAGCUGUUAAACUGCCAAAGGGUGAAAAUGUUGACGAAUGGAUAGCUUUGCAUUGUGUCGACUUUUACAAUCAGAUCAACAUGCUAUACGGGUCAAUCACGGAGUUUUGCUCGCCCCAGUCGUGCCCCAGGAUGAUUGCUACCAAUGAAUAUGAAUAUUUAUGGAAUGUAUACCCUGGAUCACCUCCUGUUUCCGUGUCAGCUCCAAAAUACGUUGAGCAUCUCAUGAAUUGGUGCCAGCAGCAGUUCGAUAGUGAAGACUUAUUCCCUGCCAAGACUACAGCACCUUUUAAAACAGGCUUCAAAGAUAAAAUGGCGAAGCCAAUAUUGAAAAGACUAUUUAGAGUCUAUGCACACAUAUAUUGCCAUCAUUUCAACGAGAUCUUAGAAUUGAAUUUACAAACGGUCCUUAAUACUAGUUUUAGGCAUUUCUGCCUGUUUUCAGAGGAGUUUCAUAUGCUAAAAGCUUCAGACUACGGUCCACUCCUCGAAUUAGUUGAAGAAUUUAAGGAUAGAUAA
Eremothecium sinecaudum is the source of this 873-nucleotide messenger RNA. It is a transcript of the gene MOB1, whose product is annotated as Mob1p. The transcript has 2 exons. Gene Ontology annotation, cellular component: cytoplasm; nucleus. Gene Ontology annotation, biological process: signal transduction; cell division; positive regulation of protein phosphorylation. NCBI's taxonomy places the organism in Eukaryota, Fungi, Ascomycota, Saccharomycetes, Saccharomycetales, Saccharomycetaceae. Gene Ontology annotation, molecular function: protein kinase activator activity. The record is from RefSeq and is a predicted model, not a curated record. Bases 1 to 873 code for a protein of 290 amino acids.